AUGGCACAGGCGGUUGAGGUUCGGUCUUUGACAAGUGACGGGCCAAGUCGCAGUGGCCUGCGGCAAAUCCAAAGGACAUUGACAAAAUGGCUUUGGGGUGACGCUAUAGGGGAAGAGAGGAAGCUGAUACGGAAGCUUGAUUUCUUCAUUCUUACGUACUCCUGCCUUAGCUACUUCUUCAACAAGCUUGAUAGAGCUGCCUUUGCAAAUGCAUAUGUAGCAGGGUUAAAAGAAGCACUACAACUAGAAGGAAAUCAGUACAACAUCCUCUUGUCGAUGGUCACAGCAGGCAUGCUCGUGGGCCAGGUGCCCAAUAGCCUUGUCAUCCAGAAGGUGGCCCCUCGGAUCUGGCUCCCUUCCAUGGUGCUUCUAUGGGCAGCGCUCACAGCAUUGAGUGCUGCCUGCAAGACCUUCGCCCAGCUAUGCGUCGUGAGGUUGUUCCAGGGCGUGGCAGAGUCCAGCACAUAUGCUGGGUGUAUAUGUGUCAUGGAGUCCUGGUACAAAUCGGAUGAAAUAUCCAUGCGGACAGCCAUCUUGACCAUCACGGGCCAGGUUGGCAACAUGUGCGCUGGGGCCAUGAUGGCCGCCAUCUACGCGUCUCUCGAUGGAAGAUUAGGCCUCGAUGGCUGGCAGUGGGUUUUCAUCAUCGACGGGAUCAUCACGUGUCCGAUUGCUUUCUUUGGCUUUGCCUUCUUUCCAGAUUUGCCGGAGACGACAAAGGCACCUUACUUGAAUAAGCUGGAGAAAGACCUGGCUCUCAGUCGGCUCCCUGCCAAGAUGGAGGAUGGUCACAACAUUGCUCCUUGGAGCCUCGCGAAGCGGGUGUUGGGACAACCAACAUUCUAUAUCUGUUGCGGUUUCUCGGUCCUGGGUUCGGCUUUGCAAGCGUAUCAAGUUCAGGGCUUAAUGCUGCUCUACCUGAAGGCUCGUCAACACAUUGAUGGGUGGUCCCAAGCAGAGAUCAACACCCUGCCUCUCGGGACCCAGGCCCUCGGCAUUGUCGUCGAGCUCCUCUGUGCGACAGUGAUUGACAGGUCAAGUCGGCGGCUCGCCACAGGCUUGGGCCUCUGUCUUAUUCAACUCGUCUGCAGUAUCAUUCUUUUUGUCCCCAGUAUGACAGUCGCCGGCAACCUAGCAGCCUUGUACCUUGCGGCUACGUCGAAUGGCAUCAACCCCUUACUCUACGGGUGGUCUUCAAUCAUCGCCUCCAGAGGGGGUGAUGAUGCAGCGCGAAGCACCAUUUUGGCGGGCAUGGUGGCCUUCGACAUGCUCUUGUACACGUUCUGGGGCAUCGUACUCUAUCCCGCUGAUGACGCACCGUAUUGGCGAAACGGGUACAUCGCCAUGGUAUGCGUUGUAGCAGCGCUAUCGGGAUGGCUGUUCCUAGUCCGAUGGCUGGACAAAUUCACACUGAAGAAGUUGGUCGAGAGGCCUCACGGGCAGGAGCUUGAGGUGUUGGGGGUUGAAGGCGCUGGUGAGAGACCUCAACGAAUCGAAUAGACACAUUCACAAACAUUGCGGCAGCUGAUUGCCCUUGGGAUUCAGUUGGAAUAGACAACUUACUCUCAUCCACCCUGCGCCUGGAACAAAGUUGUUCGCAACGCGAUACCACAUUUGCCAUCAGAAGGCGCGUUCUCGCCUCCGCACGUUUGACUUGAAGAUAAUGGCUAUGCUGGGACUGUUGUUGGAAACCGUAAUCUGUCUUUACCGUGUCUUUUGAGAUAAUCGCAUGGCUCGAUUGAAAAGCAACGCUACCUGUAUCUCGAGUCUGCACUCGU
Emericellopsis atlantica is the source of this 1778-nucleotide messenger RNA. Its product is annotated as major facilitator superfamily domain-containing protein. Gene Ontology annotation, biological process: pantothenate import across plasma membrane. Gene Ontology annotation, cellular component: plasma membrane. Bases 1 to 1500 code for a protein of 499 amino acids. NCBI's taxonomy places the organism in Eukaryota, Fungi, Ascomycota, Sordariomycetes, Hypocreales, Bionectriaceae. The record is from RefSeq and is a predicted model, not a curated record. Gene Ontology annotation, molecular function: pantothenate transmembrane transporter activity. The transcript is spliced from 8 exons.